This is a messenger RNA of Malania oleifera, 2033 nucleotides long. Its product is annotated as agamous-like MADS-box protein MADS2. The record is from RefSeq and is a predicted model, not a curated record. Lineage: Eukaryota; Viridiplantae; Streptophyta; Magnoliopsida; Santalales; Ximeniaceae. Bases 1023 to 1760 code for a protein of 245 amino acids. The transcript is spliced from 8 exons. Gene Ontology annotation, molecular function: RNA polymerase II cis-regulatory region sequence-specific DNA binding; DNA-binding transcription factor activity, RNA polymerase II-specific; protein dimerization activity. Gene Ontology annotation, biological process: positive regulation of transcription by RNA polymerase II. Gene Ontology annotation, cellular component: nucleus.
GUGGCGAAGAUUUUUUACGGCGAGAACCGAUGUUGUAUGUAGAGGUUUACAAAGUCAUAUGGAGCUAAAAGAAAAUUUUGCCAUUAGCCGCAUUGAGUGGUUGGACUGUGGAUGCAUACAUGCAGUCUGAUUUCCUGAAUUUGGCAAUUAAGCAAGGCUGCAGGAAGGUAGUCAAAACCUAUCCCCCGUUCUCUAAUUAGAAAGCUUAGCUACUUCCAUCCAAAUUUCAGAGAAGACAUAUGCAUAGCUACCUACUCUCUUUUCUCAAGGGAGAUUAUUUAUUGUGUGUUUUUUAGGUAUACUAAAACUAAAGAUGGUUGAAUUAAAAUUUUGAUUUGCUUUAAAUUUUAGAACAUGGUGAGGUAGACAUGUAUGUAUUCGACAGUUAAUGAAAGAGGUCGUUCAUUAGUUGUGCUUGAUCCAGGGAAAAUAUCGGAUAGAUCAAAAUUAGUAGCCACUGUGAAGCUGACGCGUGGAUGUCAGAAAGUGAGACUGACUUUUAAGAUUAGCCUUGCGUCCGAUAGACAUUACAGAGAAGCUAGGAAUGUAAUACACAGAAGUAACUCCAACUCCAUUUUUGACACAUAUAUAUUUAUAUAUAUGUAUAUAUGUGUAUAUAUAUAUAUAUAUAGAGAGAGAGAGAGACAGACAGACAGACAGAGACAGAGAGAGAGUAGUGGUAGAAGCAGAAAAGAGAUAGCCAAAGAUGGAUUAGGCAGGGUUUCCAUUUCUCUUUUCUCUUUUAUAUAUAUAUGAUAUAUAUAUAUAUAUAUAUAUAAAGCUUUCUCUGUCUUUGCACUGUUCCUCUUUAUCUCUUUCUGUUUUGGUGCCCUAUAUCACAUGCCCACCCCCCUGAAAGAUGUUCAAUUCUUUACCAAGAGAAGAAGGGUGCUGCAGCUGGAGUUAGAGCUCUAGCUAGUGAGAGAGAGAGAGAGAGAGAGAGAGAGAGAGAGAGAGAGAGAGAGAGAGAGAAUAGAUAUAUAUAUAUAUAUAUAUAUAUAUAUAUAUAUAUAGAAAUAAAGAUGGGGAGAGGAAGAGUGGAACUGAAGAGGAUAGAGAACAAAAUCAACAGGCAGGUGACAUUUGCCAAGAGAAGGAAUGGGCUUCUCAAGAAGGCUUACGAACUUUCUGUUCUCUGCGAGGCUGAAGUCGCCCUCAUCAUCUUCUCUAACCGCGGCAAGCUCUAUGAGUUCUGCAGCAGCUCUAGCAUGGUGGAAACACUUGAGAGGUACCAAAAGUGCAGUUAUGGUGCCUUGGAAGCUAGCAGACCAAUCAAUGAGACACAGAGCAGCUACCAGGAGUAUUUGAAGUUGAAGGCAAGAGUUGAGGCCCUACAACGAUCUCAAAGAAACCUUCUCGGGGAAGACUUAGGACCUCUGAACACAAAGGAGCUUGAGCAGCUUGAGCAUCAACUUGAAUCAUCCUUAAAGCAAAUUAGGUCUACAAAGACUCAAUGCAUGCUUGAUCAGCUUGCUGACCUUCAGAGGAGGAUGCAAAUGCUUGUUGAAACUAACAGGGCAUUGAGAAGCAAGUUGGAAGAAAGCAGCCCAGGAAUUCCCCUGCAACCAUCGUGGGACAUCAGAGGACAGAACAGUAUCCCCUACAGCCGCCUUCCUGUUCACUCUGAGGGUUUCUUUCAGCCUUUAGGAGGGUGCACUUCUGCAUUGCAAAUUGGAUUCAAUCCUAUUAGUUCAGAUGAGAUGAAUGUUGCAGCGCCACCGCAAAAUGUUAAUGGGUACGUUCAUGGGUGGAUGCUUUGAAUUUGAAGCUCACAAAGAUCAAUGUCUGCAUAUGGGUAUCGCUGGCUUUUCUUUUUUUUUUUUGUGCGUGCAAUUUGCAAUUAUUAUCAUAUAUCGAUAUGUUAGAAACAAUAAAUGUGAUUGUAUAGGUUGAAUGUGUGUCUAUUAUUAACUUCCACAUAGGGACCAUAUACUUAAACUCCUAGGGUAACCAUGCAAGAACUUUGUGGUGUGUAUUAUAAGGAACACACAAUUGUAAUAUUUUUGGAUAAUUAUGAUUGAUUUAUUGUAUAA